AGGAAAGGCGAUGGCUAACUGCAAACGUUAAGAGCGGAAUUAAACUGCUGGGAAAUUUGGAGAUGAGCUCAGAAAGCCUUAAGAUGAAUUUAGAAGGGAAUUUGCAGGAGGACCAUUUUUUGUGUCAAGCUCUCCUAGACCAGGGCGUACUAAAGUCUCUGCAAGUGUCUCCUGCUACAACAGUGGAGGAUAUUAACGAGGCUGUGACGUACUUUCUUAAAGCAAUUGAAAUGUCAAAGAAAGAACCAAGUACCCACUCUUUGGUGUUUAAUGCUUCAGUGCUGUACUUUCGGACAGUGCGUCCUCUCCUGCAGCCUGGACGGUGCUCUGAAUUAGUCCCCUCCUUAAAGCAGGUGGUGGAAAGUUUGGAGGAGGUGGGGGACCAGGACCACAGCUGGAGAGCAGAGCUCUCAAUAGAGUUGGUGAAAUGUCUUUUGGAUUCUGGACAAGUGGAGGAUGCUGCAAGUUUUGCUAAAGUCACAGAAACCUUUAUUAAGUCACACAGUGGACAUCUCUAUCCAAGGCUUUAUGCAUUACAGGUCCGACAUAAGCUGGCAGAGGAUGAUUUGCUUCGUGAAGCCAGUGAAGAGUGUACCACCCUCAAAGUCAUUUACAAGAUCAAAGAGAUUAAAAGGUGGAUGGAGGUAAAUGAGAAAACCCCAACAGAGGAUGAAGCUGUGAAGCUAAAGGAGAUUUUCUCUCUUCUUGUGGAUUCUGCUGAACUGACUGGUGCUCCUGUGAAUUCUAGCCAUCCAGAGAGCUCAACACGCAUCCAACUUUGUGACAGGGUUGACUUCCUGCUAGAGUUGGCUUUCCUCUCUUUACAAAUGAAGCAUCGGAAUGUAGCUGCUGACUGUUUGAAACAACUGAAUUUGGCAAGAGAGCUUAAUACUGAGCAAAGCAUCCUAAUGGAAUGUCUCGACUGUGAAAUUAACAUUCUGAAAAGGGAUCCAAAGAUGAAUAACUACUCGAGAGCCAGUGUGGAGGCCCGGCUGAAGGAGAUAGACAAGCUGGAUCAGUUGCUGCAGGCUGCAGUGAGAGAAGACCGCCCCCGGGCUGUGCAGGCUGUGUGUGCUACUCAGUGGAAUUUUUGCCUGCCACUCCUGCAGCACAACCUCAGGAAACGCAUUAAGACGCCUCUCCUAAAAUUGGCCCAAGUUCUGGAAGACAUGCAAAGUAUGUUACUGGAGGUGCGGUGCGGAGUCCAUUCAGAGCUGGCAGUAAUAAUGGAGGAGGAGGGGGAUAUGGAAGCAUCUCGGACCCACCUUCAGAAAGCCAUGAUGUUGGACAACGGGACACAAAAAGAACGUCUAUCAUCAGCUUUUCAGCUCCUUCAGCUCGGAUCACCGCUCCACCAAACACCUGACUGUCCUGAGGGCAAAGCUGCUAUGCUUAUGCAGCAGGUCAGGGACAUUCCGUCCCAACACAGUACAGAGAGGCAUCCUAUUCUGGUGUCUAUCGGCCUCCUUUUAGCUCCUAAUGAUUUUCAAUCACUCAUGGAUGCAGAGAGCACAUCAACAUCCACAGUUCCUAUAGGAAGUACUGGAUCAGAGCUGAUGGCUAGUCUGGCUGCUAAGGCUCAGCAUCAUUCCAUCUGUGUGGAGAGGCUGAAUGGUUACCUGGACAGACAAAGAAAAGAUCAAGAUCAUACAGUAAGGGUUAAGCUUUGGGCAAUGCUAGCAAAGACAGCGAGGAAACAGGAAGUCUGGGAUGUGUGCCGGGCUGCUUGUCGGUUCUGUUUGCUUUAUGAUGAUGGACCAUCAAAGCGAUCAAAGACUAAGGAACAUAAAAGCUCAGGGGAAAAAAGCAGUGCAGAGUCUCAUCAUCCCCGCCGUGGAAACGAAAACUCUGUGCACUCAUUACGUCUUUUUGCAGAAGUCUGCUUCAUCUCGGCUGAGGCCACUGUCCACAAGUUGUUCGAAGAGGGAGUGCAACUUAACAGCCCAGCGGUGCCACCACAGGGAAAGGUUGGGGGUGUUACAGAGGAGGAUCCACACUGGGUUGUUUACAGGGACUGGAUCAGUGCUCUGUCUUCCUACGCCACCUCUGGCUUCUUGCGGGGAGGAGAAAUCGGGGUAGAGAUUGGGGAGUCUUGGCUGGUAGAAAAUGCAGCCGUUUACUUAUGGAACUAUAACCACCACGUACUGACUGCUGGGGAGUACCACUUCCUGCUUCCUACCUUCCAAAAUCUAGUGGAAAUGUUCCAAAGGAUGAAAACUAUUAGGAACCAUACCCUGUAUGUAAUUCUUUGUGAUGCUGUUGCUCGUGGGCUGAUCCAGCCUCUGGUUGCAAGAGAUUGCAGCAAGACCAGUGGUGAAAGCAGAACAGAGAAGGGAAUAAAACCGACUGCCAGCACCUCCAGUGUUCGCUUAGACAAUGCUGCCCUGCAGGAAGUACAAAGAGCAUCAGAGCUGUGUGACUAUGCCCUGAGCACAUCCAGUGGUCACCUCACAGGGGAAACUGUCCCAGUGGCAGUGAGGAAACAAGUAUUAACCACAUGGAUGCAAAUAAAGAAACUCCUCCCUCAACAGUGGAAGAAGGCUCUUUCUACAUCAACGCUGGAAAUAUUCAAGAAGAGUGAGAAUGAUGAAGAUGCGGCGAUGAAUCGUGUGCUGGUUGGGCUGGAAAUGCUUCACAGCAAUAAGAAUCCAGGGCAUAAGAAUUUUUUGGAUCCCAGCCCCUCAGCACUGGCGGACAUGGCGUCUGAGUGCAGCUGGUCCGAUGCUGUGGUGGAGCUGCAGGUGUGGUGCCAGCUGGCUGCCGUCUGUCACAACGUCAACGACCACAGCUUGGUGUUACGCUGCACCCAGACAGCUUUGCAACUGGAGGAGGCUGCAGCAAAGUGUCUCAGUACAACGCCGUGCCUUUUAUAUGGACCCACAGCGGUAAAUGAGAUGCUGAGCAGUGCAGCAUGUUUGAGAGGUCUGAGCCUUGUCUGCAAGUCCAAUGGAAGUCCUGACAGUUACAGGGAAGCUUUGAAUGUGUUUCUGUCCGCUGUCAGCUUUGCAGAGAAAGCUGACAGUCGAGAAUUGUGUGUCACAGCUGCUGGGCAUUUCUGGAACAACUGUCUGCCACUGACACAGAGUCUUCGGGACAGAUGGUGGAUGAAGGAGCACCUGGAGAAGAUUCUUAAUGCCCUCAGUCAUACCAGCAAAAAUAAUAAACACAACAAAAAGAGAGGAUUGGUGACCUUCAGCGAAAUGCCUCAUGAGACUCCUAAAAAUGAAGCAACAAAUGAUGACAAAGAACUCUGUUUGAGGGCAGCAAUUACUGGUUUGUUGGUCUGCAUCCAAAACGACAAAGAAGAAUAUGCAUGUUCUCUGCAGCUGCUGGACAAGACAUUAAGGGAAAUGCCUGGUACCAAGCACCGGCUACCUCUUCUUGAAUAUCGCAUACUGCAAAAAGCGCGCCUGGGAGAAAGCAUAGAGCAUGACAUACAGAUGUUAUCAGAUGAAAAUGGACAGUGCUGUUCACUGAUGUGGCACAAGGCGGCGCUGUUUGCGAUCACUUUAAACCAACAGCUAACCUGCUACCAGAAAGCUUUCACUACUCUAAUGAGCACAGAGUCUCAGUGGCAGAAGGUUGAGUUUUUGCUUGAAUUUGGAGAAUGGUUGUACUGUCACAACUUCCCCACAUCUGAAGCCCAAAAUCAAGUUCAGUUGGCCAUAGACAUCCUACACUUGGGACCUGAACAAGCGUCAGAACCAGAUGACAGGAAUUUAAAGACAGAGACAUAUGAGGACAUACUUGGAGUCCAUGGACAAUUCACAAAAAACCUGUCCAGUCUGAAGGAGGUGUGUAGACUGGACCAAUUAGUAGGUGCACACACUUUGCUCGCCAUCAUGUCUGACCGGGCCUCAUCUCAGCAUCAGCACAACCUGCUUCUGGCAUUCACCUUUGUUCUUCAGAUAUUGCAGCAGACUAUCCCAUUAAAAAAAGGACAAAGCUGUGCUGUAAUGGAUCAAAGUCUUCCUUCGACCACGAAAGAAUGGGCUGAAUAUAUCUGUCCUGAAGAGGCUAGACAGAUACUCAAAACCACCAGCAGCCCCCAAUGUAUCAACAAACACAGCAUUGUUAAGCCGAAUCAAAGCCUGUUUUUUCUAAGACUGCUGGAAAAAGAACUGCGCUCUCUGUCUCUCGACCAUCUCACUCUGCCCAUACUGCACCUUGCUGAGAUUAUUGCCCACGACUUGCUUGAAAGGCAGAGCCUCUCUGAUCUUUACAGACUAAGAAUUGUGAACACCUGUGCUGAGCUUGGUUUUGACUCCCAUCCGUCAUAUCAGGGGAAGCUUCCAAGUCUGAGUAAAAUUCCAGUACCUGAACAAAUAAAGUGCCACAAAGAUAUGAUGUAUUCUCAGGAGACGGGAAUACUUACCAGAAAGUACAAUCAGAGAGCCAAGCUGGGUGAAGAGAUAUUUUCUGAGCGGCUAAGUGAGGAUGUGAGUUCUCAGAAUAUUUGGCGAGAAAAAGCUGAAGUUUGCCUCAGCUUGGGUCUGUAUCAGUCAGCCAGACAACUUCUAGUAGAGGCCCAAAUGGUGGCAAAGGAAUUUGGAGAUAAGAGUGUGGAAGCAAAGACUUUAAUAAGUCUGGCAGCCAUUGCCUGUGAGGAGCAGAAAUAUGCCACAGCUAUGAUUGUGUUGGAUAAAGCCCAAAUUCUCAAGGGUGACCAUGAUUUCUGGUACCACCUUACUCUCAUAAGGGUCACAGCUGUAGUGGGGCAGCAAGAAGAAGAUUGGCAAACUAAGGUUGGUCAAAUCAUCAAACAAGGAUGUGAGGCUUUGCAACUGAUUGCAGGAUUGCAAGUGAACAGAGCUAUCGAGCUAAGAUUCAUGAUCACUUCUUUGGAAAAGAGAGGUGCAGUUGAAUGUAUUAAAGCCAUUGCUAAAGCUCCACCUGCAGAGGCUUUCAGUACGGAAGAUGUUGAGAGGCUGAUGGCUGCAUGUGAUACACUCAGUGCGUCUGCAGAUGCUCUCACUAAACUGAACUAUGGACAAAAGGCAGCAGAGGCACAUAGAGAUUGUGCAAAUGGUCUAAGGCUUCUAAGCAGCAAGGUCAACGACGUAGAGGAGAAACAUAGAUACCUCAUUGAUGCCGUUUCCCAAAUGCAGCUGGCUGUUUCACUGCAAGAACAUGUGGUACUAAGGGAUCAGAGGCUGUUUGUGUCUCAGGAGAGUUUUGACUCGUCAAUGAAUUCCAUCAGGAAACUUCUGCAGGUGCAACUAGGCUACGCAGAAUUGUGCUUGGAUGUUCUCGAGGAGCAUUGUUCUGAGCAGAAACGCAAAGCUUUAUCCUGUGUAAAGAAGACAUCUGCCGAAAUAGCAGUGGAAGAGUUCACAAGGAGCUCACCACAGCCAGGCUCUACAGAAAUGGAAUGGCAGACCACAGUCAGAACCUUGGGGCAGACAAUUCUGAGCCUGCUGGCGGCGGCCAACUUCCAAACCUUGGACAACAUGGAGAUCAAAGCUCACUGCCUGAGUCUGAUGGAAAAGUACCGGAGGCUGACGGCAGCACAGGAGGAGCUCCUUGGCUCAAACAUAAGCAGCUAAACACCAAAAAUUGUCACUUAUGAAUAACAAAUAAUCAUAUUAGACAUGUACAUGCGGUGCUGUUUGGGCGGAAGCAGUCUUAACACAGGGAAGACUUAUGAUUUUUAAAAAUGUUUAUGCAGUCGCAGGCCUGGUCAGCCUCUGAAGGGGUUCCAACGGCAGAUGAGAAUUUAAAGAUAUUCUAUAUGAUAUAGAAAGAUCUGAUCUAAAUUUUGCCCCAAUUACUAAUAAAACCUCAAAAUGAUUAAAUCCUUGGCUUCAGAGAGAUCUUUCUCUAAGAGAAAGAAUGUUUUUAUCUAAAAUGGAAGGUAUUUCUAGGUUAGGUUAUGCUGCUCUUGCACUAAAUGUUGAUGCCUCUACCUGUUAAUCCAUUGAUAAAAUGCUCUGAAAAUUGAUCUGGAAAAAUAAAAGCCACUACAUCAGAAAUUCUGUUCUAGUAAACCCAGUAAGCUCUGGAGGUCAACAUUUCCAAGACUUCACUUCCUUAAACUAAAUUUAAAAUUAAUUGCAUCAGGAAAUUUCUUUUAAACCCAGAUUCUAUGUGGAAUUAUAUUCCUACCUAUAUUUUCUCUAAACUAGAAGGUCUUCAAGUUCUACCAAAUUGAAUGUAUAAUAUUCUCAAUUGACCUCUGAAACUGACCAAUUAUCACAAACAAAUGCAUUCAGCUUGGUCUCUGAUCUUUAAGCAUUCCUUUUCUCCACACAUGUAUUUCAUUUUUAAUAACUUUGUUAUUCUUAACAAAAACACAUUACUUUUGGGGGGUAAAAAAAUUGUUUGUGAUAGUUAUUGGUAUAGUUGCUAUAGUUAGUCUCACAUCCUUGUUAACUUUUUCCUUGUUUAUAUGAAUAUAUUAUUCUGCUUCUACAAUGUCUGUGCU
Cyprinodon tularosa is the source of this 6424-nucleotide messenger RNA. RefSeq names its product cilia- and flagella-associated protein 46. Gene Ontology annotation, biological process: cilium movement involved in cell motility; axoneme assembly. Bases 63 to 5546 code for a protein of 1827 amino acids. The transcript has 39 exons. The record is from RefSeq and is a predicted model, not a curated record. Lineage: Eukaryota; Metazoa; Chordata; Actinopteri; Cyprinodontiformes; Cyprinodontidae. Gene Ontology annotation, molecular function: protein binding.